GCACCGAGUGAUCGUAAACGGUGAUCAGCUCCAUUGUGGCCCAAUAUCACCGUUGGAAUUGUGAGAAUUCAUUGCGGCAUCACUCGAAAUUGGCCACCAAACCAACUCACCAGCACCGUCUGCACCGAUUGUCACAGCACAUAUCAGGAGCGUGUUUGUCAAAUUUGGCGCUCUCCUUUGUUUGGAUGUGAACGAGCGGAAUACGCGGUUGCACUCGCGCGGUACAAUGAAACCUGGGGCCACUGUGAAAGAGGAACCGGCAAGUCAUCAUGGAGAAAAUUCCGAAGAAGACGACGAUGAGGAUAUUCACGAAACGUCCAGCACCUGUACCGAUAACACAUCGAAUGGGAGUGAAACUCACAUAAACCGGCGAAAACGGCGCCGGCACAAGAAAAAGUUACCGAAGGUGGUGAAAGCGAUCUUCAAAUUCGCCGGCUUCGUGAAGGAAGACCACGGUCAACCGCUGUUCGGGUGUCAGUUUAAUCAGAACCUUAAGAACGGCGAGCUGCCAAUAUUCGCGGCCGUUGGUAGCAACCGUGUGACGAUCUAUCAGUGCCAGCGCGAUGGUGGCAUAACGCUGAAGCAGUGCUUCUCCGAUCCGGAUGUCGAAGAGGUCUUCUACACCUGUGCCUGGUCGCACGAGGCGGAGAGUGGGCGGCCCAUAUUGGCCGCUGCCGGACUCCGUGGUGUGAUUCGAAUAUUUAGCCCUGCCUCGCUGGACGGUUACAAACACUAUAUUGGGCACGGGCACGCCAUCAACGAGGUAAAGUUUCACCCGAAGGAACCGUAUCUGUUGCUGUCGGCAAGCAAGGACCAUUCGUUGCGGCUGUGGAACACCAAGACGGAUGUGUGCAUUGCCGUGUUCGGUGGCGUCGAGGGACACCGAGACGAGGUGCUGAGUGCCGACUUUGAUAUUCUCGGGAUGCGCAUCAUGUCGUGCGGUAUGGAUCACUCGCUGAAGAUGUGGCGCCUGGACACCGAAACGAUGCGCCAUGCAAUCCGCAUCAGUUACACGUUCAACGAAAGUAAAAGCGUUUUGCGCUUUCCGUCCGUGAACGAGCAUUUUCCAGUGUUCUCAACGCGAGACAUUCACCGGAACUACGUGGAUUGUGUUCGGUGGAUGGGCGAUUUUGUGCUGUCCAAGUCGUGCGAAAAUUCGAUCGUCUGCUGGAAACCGGGCAAGCUGGACGAUACGGAGGUGAAAAACAAUGAGACGACCGUGAUCAACACGCUCUCGUACAAGGAAUGUGAAAUUUGGUUCAUCCGCUUUUCGCUCGACUACUGGCAGAAGCACUUGGCGCUUGGCAAUCAGACCGGCAGGACGUACAUCUGGGAGCUGGACACAGACGACCCGGUGCACCCGCGGUGCAGCACGCUGUAUCACCCGAAGUGCACCACCGCCAUCCGACAGACGUCGUUCUCACGGGCAGGGGACAUUUUGAUCAACGUGUGUGACGACGGAACCGUCUGGCGAUGGGACAAGAUCAAUAGCUAGAGCGCGGAGUCGGACAGUUUUCAUGUUUUAACAAUAGGACACGGCGUGAGAGCAGAGACAAAAGGACUGUGUAAUGCAUUCGUAAAUGAAUUUCUUUUAGCUAAUGGCGGAUACAUACUUCGCAAGAGCAUGCGUUUUUAUAUUCGUGCGAAUACCCUGAAAAGGCACGCAUGCCCGAUCGAAUUCUUCGAGCUUGCUAAUUCUGUCGAUCUCGCUCACAAAGAACUAGCACCUAGGGGGAUUCCACAAUUGUGUUAGGA
Messenger RNA from Anopheles cruzii, 1755 nucleotides. It is a transcript of the gene escl, whose product is annotated as polycomb protein EED. Bases 227 to 1495 code for a protein of 422 amino acids. Gene Ontology annotation, cellular component: ESC/E(Z) complex. Gene Ontology annotation, biological process: negative regulation of transcription by RNA polymerase II. The transcript is spliced from 3 exons. The record is from RefSeq and is a predicted model, not a curated record. Gene Ontology annotation, molecular function: nucleosome binding; protein binding. Lineage: Eukaryota; Metazoa; Arthropoda; Insecta; Diptera; Culicidae.